AUGGCGCCCGCGAUGGCCAUGGAUGUUGGCUCGAUCACCAAGGUGGCCGCCUGGGCAGGGCGCCGCAUCGGUGGCGCGGCAGAAAGCAUCCUAGGCAUGGUGGUCCCGCUGAUGGCCCUGAUCGGGUGCAUUUUGGCGGGUUACUUGGUCCUUGGGCGCUGGCUCUCGUCGAGUAUGCCUUGGAUGGUGAAGGCUGUGAAGGCCUUCAGGUCUCCGCGGCCCCGCGACCUGAAUGCUCCCGCCAUUUCUGUGGAUGACCUCUACGACAAGACGUGUGAGGUGGACUUCCAAGUGAAAGAACUUGGCACGAAGAUGCGCGAGGUCGUCCUUGCCGAUGCUCUGGAUGGUGCGGUGAGCACCAUCAUGCGCAGGCUGGAAGCCACUCUGGCCCAGGAGAAUGCCAAGAGCAUGAAGGACACUGGCAAGAAGGAGAGCGAGGAGGUCCUGGCGUCGAUCCAGGACAAGUUUGACAAGGUCCUCAAGGAGGUCCAGUUGAGCUUGGUGGAGACGCAGAAGAUCACCACCCAGAGCACGCAGCCCAUCAAGCGGUCCCAGGAGUCUUUCGCCACGGCCCUCAAUGAGAAAGCAACGGAGAUCCUCAAGGAGCUCAGCAAUGUGUUCCACCGGGUCAAGAAGGAAAGCGGGGACCUGAUGGCUAUGGUGCGCUGGACGGGGUCGAAAGUUGAGCAGGUGGAGACCCUGUGUGCCCACCAGCCCGAGAGACUCCAGAUCUUGCGGGACACCCUACUGGAGGUUCAGACGACGGUGGUACGCAUCCAGACGGAGAUGGAGGCGGCUCAGGAGGGAGACGGGGCGGCAUCGCCGCCUCAGAGGCAGGAGUGGGCGCAACCUCAACCACAGCCCGCCUCUUCGACAGCCCCUCCGACGACCCCGGCUACGCCGCACACCAUCAACCUUGAUGAGACGGUGCCUGUACAGUUGAUGCGGCCAAGCUCGUCGCCGCUUACGUCUCUAGCCCUGGCUGAUGGCAGGGUGAUUUAUGUGCCUCGCCAAGUGGUCUCGAGCCUUUUCGGGGCACAGUUCUAG
Messenger RNA from Symbiodinium necroappetens, 1047 nucleotides. The record is from the annotation of a GenBank genome assembly. Lineage: Eukaryota; Dinophyceae; Suessiales; Symbiodiniaceae.